AUGCCCAAAGAUGAAGAAGACACUGGUAUAUCUGUCAACAGCGAGCCCGAUGGCGACAGCGACGAGCACGAUGUCCUUCUCUCGUCGACCGACCAGACUCCUGUGCUGACCCGAGACUCGUCGACGGCUGAUCUCAGUUCCACCCGACCUUCAGCACAGAGACACUCUUCUCUUUCGCAGCCACGAAUCGACGGCACUCCCCGGACGACGCAGCGGGUCCGGUUUGAGUUGGAUGACCAGCCAAACGGUCGGGUCCAAGAAGAAUGGAUAGACGAUGAAGAUUACCUCAAUUCUCCCCGACAAGAUGUUCCGCUUCUCACGGAUAUUACACCACCAGCGGAUUCACCGUUUCUCUCGGACUCCUUUCGGCCGGAAGAAUACUUGCCAGACGCUCGGCCAAAGAGUGGGAUGCAAAGCGCAUUUAUGAACAUGGCGAAUUCAAUCAUAGGAGCCGGGAUCAUUGGACAACCAUAUGCAUUCCGGCAGGCUGGUCUGACGAUGGGCACAAUACUCCUCGUUGUGCUUACAAUCACGGUCGACUGGACAAUCCGCUUGAUCGUGGUCAAUAGCAAAUUGUCCGGCGCAGAUUCAUUCCAGGCCACUAUGCAGCACUGCUUUGGUAAGAGUGGUCUGGUAGCCAUCUCAGUUGCACAAUGGGCAUUUGCCUUUGGUGGCAUGAUUGCAUUCUGCAUAAUUGUCGGAGAUACUAUCCCGCACGUCAUCGAAGCUCUCUUUCCCGGCAUCGUUCAUGUCCCAUUUCUAUGGCUUCUGACCGACCGCAGAGCCGUUAUUGUGCUCUUCAUUCUAGGCAUCAGUUGGCCGCUGAGUCUAUAUCGGGAUAUCGCUAAACUAGCCAAAGCAUCAACUUUAGCAUUGAUCAGCAUGUUCAUCAUUAUCGUAACAGUUGUCACCCAAGGCGUGGUUGUUGAUUCUGAUCUUCGGGGAAGCGUCAAAGGGCUCCUCUUCGUUAACGAUGGCUUUUUCCAAGCCGUCGGAGUGAUCUCGUUUGCUUUUGUCUGCCACCAUAACUCAUUGCUCAUAUAUGGCUCUUUAAAAACACCCACCCUGGAUCGCUUCUCCACUGUCACCCAUUAUAGCACCUUCAUCUCCCUUGUUGCAUGUCUUAUCUUGGCAUUUGCAGGAUUUCUCACUUUCGGCGAUAGAACGAAGGGCAAUGUGCUCAAUAAUUUUCCUUCUCAAGGACAUCUGAUGGUCCAGCUUGCUCGACUUUGUUUCGGGCUCAAUAUGUUGACAACGCUUCCCCUGGAGUGCUUCGUUUGCAGAGAAGUCAUGAAUAACUACUGGUUUCCAGACGAGCCGUAUCAACCGAAUCGACACUUGAUUUUCAGCAGUGUUUUAGUGGUUAGUGCUAUGGGGGUCAGCCUUGUGACCUGUGAUUUGGGGGCAGUCUUCGAGUUGAUUGGCGCUACCAGUGCUUGUGCACUUGCCUACAUCUUACCUCCACUCUGCUACAUCAAGUUGAGCACUAGAAGCUGGAGAACUAUCCCUGCCGUGAUUUGUAUCAUCUUCGGGUUUGCGGUGAUGACUGUGAGUCUGGUUCUGGCGAUGGGUAAGAUGAUUAAAAAUGAGGGUGAGCCACAUCAGUGCUGA
Molecule: messenger RNA, 1611 nt
Organism: Exophiala aquamarina CBS 119918
Lineage: Eukaryota; Fungi; Ascomycota; Eurotiomycetes; Chaetothyriales; Herpotrichiellaceae
Exons: 4
Coding region: 1-1611 (536 amino acids)
Biological process (GO): amino acid transmembrane transport
Cellular component (GO): endoplasmic reticulum
Molecular function (GO): amino acid transmembrane transporter activity
Source: RefSeq, a predicted model, not a curated record